Messenger RNA from Echinococcus granulosus, 1365 nucleotides. RefSeq names its product Adenylyl cyclase-associated protein. The record is from RefSeq and is a predicted model, not a curated record. The coding region runs from base 1 to 1365 and encodes 454 amino acids. The transcript has 9 exons. Gene Ontology annotation, biological process: regulation of adenylate cyclase activity; cytoskeleton organization. Lineage: Eukaryota; Metazoa; Platyhelminthes; Cestoda; Cyclophyllidea; Taeniidae. Gene Ontology annotation, molecular function: adenylate cyclase binding; actin binding. Gene Ontology annotation, cellular component: cytoplasm.
AUGGAUAAGUUAACAAAACUUGUAGAGCGUCUUGAAAAUAUAGCUGAUCGCUUGGAAACAGCAGCUAUUCGAGAAAGGUCUAACAAAUUAGCAACAGAGAACACUAAUAAUUUACAACUGAUUCAGUCUUCUGACAUGCCUUCUCUCGAUAGUAUUGUUGACGGUCCUCUUCAGAGGCUGUCCUCACUUAGCGUAAAAAUUGGCACAGAUGUUAAAGAACAGUGUGAUUUGUUGAUUGCGGCUUUCAAAGCUGAAUCUAAUUUUAUAAAAUCGUCUUCCGGAAUGGCGAAACCGACCGACUCACAACUCCCGGUUGUCCUUAGACCAUGCUCUGAUGCUAUCCAAAAAGUUGCCGAAUUCAAGGAUCGAAAUCAGAAAAGUGCUUAUUUCAAUCAUUUGUCUGCCAUUGCCGGAUCCGUUGCUGCCUUGGGAUGGGUUGCUGUACCGGAUUCACCCGCAAAAUUUAUCGAUGAAAUGGUAGAGUCGGGAAAAUUCUACACGAACCGAAUACUGAAGGAAUUCAAGGGCAAGGACGAUAAACACGUAGAGUGGGUGCACGCGCUGUUAGAUGUGUGGAAUCAAUUGAAGGACAUCACAGUCACCUACUACCCCGCGGGACUGACGUGGGGAAGCAGAGGUGCUGCCUCAGGUGCUCCUCCACCCCCGCCUCCACCACCUCCGGCUCCCUCCUCUGAUUCUACGGGACCCGGCACCCAGGCUUUAUUUUCCGAGAUCAAUCGUGGUGAUGCCGUGGCCAAGGGCCUACGCAAGGUCACUGACGACAUGAAGACGCAUAAGAAUCCUGAGCUGCGCACCACUGCCCCCUUGGCGGCCAAGAAGUCAGUCGCGCCUGCCAUUCCCACUCGUCCUGAUCAGCGCAAAGCGGCGCAACCCCAAUCCAAGCUCGAGCUUAUUGGCAACAAAUGGGUUGUGGAAAACCAAGUUGGAAAUCGCGAGAUUGUAAUUGAGGCAAAGGAGAAGAAGGAGACUGUUUACAUUUUCAAGUGUGUUGACAGUGUUGUACAUGUCAAGGGAAAGCUCAACUCCAUCGUUUUGGACAGCUGCAAGAAGACCUCACUUCUUUUUGAUACUGUUAUCGCCUCUAUCGACGUUGUUAACUGCCAGGACGCUCAAGUACAGGUGACGGGCCUCAUGCCAACGAUCAGUAUCGACAAGACAAAUGGUUGCCACGUUUACUUGAGCGAGCAGGCCAAGGAUGCGGACAUUAUUACAGCCAUGUCAUCAGAGGUGAACAUCCACGUGCCUAAGCGCGAUGGAGACUUCACGGAGUAUGCGGUCCCGGGGCAAUUUAAGACCAAGUUUGUGUCGAAUCGCCUCGAGACGAAGGUCCACGUCCUGGACUAA